Messenger RNA from Prosopis cineraria, 3017 nucleotides. RefSeq names its product two-component response regulator-like APRR7. The transcript has 11 exons. Gene Ontology annotation, molecular function: protein binding. Gene Ontology annotation, biological process: cytokinin-activated signaling pathway; phosphorelay signal transduction system. The record is from RefSeq and is a predicted model, not a curated record. Bases 320 to 2674 code for a protein of 784 amino acids. Lineage: Eukaryota; Viridiplantae; Streptophyta; Magnoliopsida; Fabales; Fabaceae.
AAUAAACUCUCACACACACUCUCUCUCAUUCUCUCUCUCUCUCUCCUCUUCUCUUCACCAAAAACUCUCUCACCAUUGAAGCUUUGCUUUGUUCCUUACACACACAGAUUAUCUGUCUUCUGGGAAUAUAAUCACCUGAAUGGUUUGAACCAAGAAGCUUUAUUUGUUUGAUUGUCAUCAUAUAACAACAAGUUCCAUUCCAAGUUAUUUCUUUGAGAAAAUACUUUGAAGGCAAUGGGAUGAACCAACACCUUUAAGGAUUAGAGGAGGCUUUUUCACCGACUCAAUCCACCAUCAUCAGGCUUUUCAAGUUUGGUUAAUGGGGUUAAUUCAUAUAAACGACAUUGAAGAUUUUGUGAUCCCAAAACGACUAGCAGAACUUAGUCAACAUAUGCAAAAUGAUCAACAAAAGAUUAGGGGUGGGGUUACUUGGGAAGGGCAAGAUCUAUCCAUAGAGGAUGAGUCACGAAUCAAUGACAAUCUUGGAGAUGAAAAUGAUAGACAAAUGGAGAUUCUUGAGAUUCACAAUCACAUCAAUCAAGUAGAUCUUGCAAAAAAGAGCACUAAACAACUAAUCCAAGGGCCUUUGGUUCGUUGGGUGAGAUUCUUGCCUGUUAGAUCUUUGAAGGUGUUAUUAGUUGAGAAUGAUGAUUCAACACGCCAUGUGGUCUGUGCUUUACUUCGAAAUUGUGGAUAUGAAGUUGAAGCUGUUGCAAAUGGUCAACAAGCUUGGAUAAUCCUUGAAGAUCUCACUACUAAUAUUGAUCUAGUUUUGACUGAGGUCAUCUUGCCAUGUUUAUCAGGCAUUAGUCUCCUAUCCAAGAUUAUGAACCACAAAAUGCGAAAAAAUAUUCCUGUGAUUGUGAUGUCAUCUCAUGAUUCUAUGAGUGUAGUAUUUAAGUGUUUAUCCAGGGGUGCAGUUGACUUUUUAGUCAAACCUUUACGAAAGAAUGAGCUUAAAAUCCUUUGGCAACAUGUCUGGAGGAAAUGCCAUAGCUCUAGUGGUAGUGGAAGUGAAAGUGGUGUGCGAACUCAAAAGUCUUUAAAAUCAGAAAGUGGGGAACAUUCAAGCAAUGAGCAUGGCAAUUGUGAUGAAGAUGACAUUGGAAGCAUUGCCUUGAAUGCGAGAGAUAGAAGUGACAAUGGAAGUGGAACCCAGGUCAUUAUUCUACAGAAUUCUUGGACCAAGUUGGCAGUUGAAGUCGAUAGCCCACGACUAAUGUCCCCAAGGGAAAAAUUAGGUGAUCCAUCUUCAGGUAGCGCUGGUGCCCAAGUUGUUCAUUCAGUGCCUGCUAAAACUACAACAAAGGAUUGUGAGACACAAGAUGCAUUGGGCAUGAUCAUAGACAUAAAUUUGGAGAUAACAGCACCUAGAUCAAUCCCAACAUUAAUGCAACCUCUUGGACAACGAGAAGUUCCAUCCAACAAUGAUGCUUGUAAUUAUAACAUUAAUGAAAGCUCUGAGAAGGAAAAAGUUGAUCAUGACAAGGAAGAAAGACAACAAGUGGAUCAGCAAAAUAGCACUGAAGAAAGAUUAGUUGGAGAAUACAAAAAUCAAGUGAUUAUUGGUCCAACAGGUGUUGAUCUUGUCUCCAACAUUAAUUCUAAUUCUGACCCCAUCUUAGAAAUACAAUGUUUAGAGAACCCAAAUGGAAUGAUCUCUAAUGAAGAAGAUAAGAAUAUAUAUGGAAACCAUCGGACGUUGAAUGGUGCAACAGCAGACGUUGGAAGUAGUGUACAAGAUCAACAUGUCUUGAAACCAUCACAUCGUUCUGCCUUCUCAAGGUACAACUCAGCAUCUCAUCAAGCUCCAGCAGGCAAUGUUGGUAGUUGUUCACCGAUUGAUAAUAGCUCAGAGGCAGCAAAAACAGUAGAAUCAGUGCAAGGCAUGCAAACUUAUUUUAAUAACAUGCCUCGCAAUACUUUAUAUUCCAAUGGAAGUAAUAACAACUACGACAUGGGUUCAGCUACAAAUAAUAAUGACUUCACCAAACCUCCUGCAACCAUUGAAUUUAUGCAAGCCUCUUCAACAUCCCAACCUACUCAAAAUGUGGCUCUUCAACCUUCACCUCAAGAAAAUGGUGAUCAGCAACAUAUACAAGUGCAGCAUCAUCACCAUUAUCACCACCAUCACCAUCAUCAUCACAUGCAUAAUAUGGUUGCUCAUCAUCAAGCAGAAGCCAACCAAAAUGGUCAAUCUCUACAACUCAAGACAGCAAUGUCUCUGAACGAAUCCUCAACUAAUCCCUUGAUGAGUAGUGCACCAGUUAAAAGUAAUAAUAACGAUGCUGCCAACCUGAGCUUAAAUGGAAGUGCCUCUGGGAGUCACCAUGGUAGCAACAUGGAUAUGGGGAACAAUAAUAAUAAUGCCACUUUAUUACAUGGCAGAUCAGCAGGAAACAUGGAACAUGAUCAUGAUAAUAAUAGAAUAAUAUCUGAAAAAGAGGGAACAAUUAGUUUAAUGAGAUUUGAUCAGACUGCUCCAAAUGUUACUAUCCAGAAUCGAUUUGAACGAAGAGAGGCUGCUUUGAACAAGUUUCGCCAGAAGAGGAAAGAGAGGUGCUUUGAGAAAAGGGUUCGCUAUCAAAGCAGGAAGAAACUGGCAGAACAGAGGCCUCGAGUCCGUGGACAAUUUGCACGACAUGCAGUUGAUGAAAAUAAUAAAGGGAAGUAAUUAAUGUUGAGCAAUUCGAUCUCCGAAUGAAGGCAUUUGGAGAACAACAUUCUUAAUUGGUACUUCCCGUCAUCUUUUGUUGUCCUCAUUGGGUCAAUCUUUUCAUUUCCCAGUGUUGUUGUGUCCCUAUUCAUAACUAUUUUCAUUUAAGACCUUUCCAUGGGACUGUAGAAAGACAUGUUAUCUAGUAUGUGUAUUGAAACUCUGUGACCUAUAUAUUGCUGAGACCAGACAGCAGACGAUGGUAUGCCUUAACUGUGUAGCCUUCUCUAAUAACAUCAUGGACUUAUAGGUGUGCCUAUGUAUUAAGUUGAAGAUUUAAAUUUAAUGUUUGUUGAUGCUA